AGUCUAUCGGAAUGGGGUUUCUAGGUGAAAAAACGCACUUGGCCAUUGGUCUGAUUGGUGGCAUAGUAGUGUUCACAACUUUAGUAAUAAUCCUAAUUUGUUUUCUUUGCUACCGUCAAAGAAACAGAAAUAUAAUCAACAGGGCGGUAGCCCCAACUAACUAUACAGACCCUAGUGAUGCUAUCACGGCAAAGAGGAGUUCUACUUAUGCAACACCUUAUGAUCAGUGGAAGUCACAGAACGGGGUCCUAUCCGUCCGCCAUGUCUCACAAAAGAAAAGCCCCGGAUAUUAUAAUGUGGACGUACAAGACGGACUCUGUGAGCGAGUACGUCCACCAAGAAAAGGCAAAAAGGGAUCACAUCGGGAGUAUUUCAACGUCCAAGUAAAGGCCACCAAAAAGAACCAGAAAGGCUCACAGAAGGAAUACUGGGACGUUCAUGUAAAGAACGAUUCAACAGAACCACAAACACCCGGAAGUGGGUCAGGAACUCCGCAGAAUGACGGAGUUCCGAUUCGACAGGAAAGCCGGCGAAAAGAUCUACCAACGCCUUACUCUUGUAUAGAACUCGAUUGAAAAGAACGUCCGAUUUUCAGCAAAAUGUGAUAAAAAUUAUUGUACUGUGUGAAGAAAAACUUUGCAAUUGUGAAACCCACAUUUUUGAUGCGAUUGUGACUCUAAGCAUGUUUAAAUAAAGCGAGACUAUGCGACUGUAAAACCGGACAUAUCACACUAUCAUCUACAUGUAUGCUGUAUUCCUGAUUAUUUUGUUUUCUGGGUGGUGAUAUGUCUCUUAUCUUUGUAUAAUGACAAGUGUGAUGACAUGGAAUGUUCACGUGUGGUGACAUAAUAUACUUUAUGUUCACCUGUGCGGUGACAUGACGUGCUGUUAUGUUCACCUGUGUGAUGACAUGACGUACUGUUAUGUUUAUCUGUGUGAUGACAUGACGUACUGUUAUGUUCACCUGUGUGGUGACAAGAUGACAUGACGUGCUGUUAUGUUCACAUGUGUGGUACCAUUACGUGCUGUGUGGUGACACAACAUGCAAAUGUUGUAAUCGUGUUGUGAAAAGACACGUCUUCACCUGUAUGAUGAAAACUAUGUUCAAUAAUGACUUAUUAUUUUU
Molecule: messenger RNA, 1126 nt
Organism: Saccostrea echinata
Lineage: Eukaryota; Metazoa; Mollusca; Bivalvia; Ostreida; Ostreidae
Exons: 2
Coding region: 12-575 (187 amino acids)
Source: RefSeq, a predicted model, not a curated record